This is a messenger RNA of Daucus carota subsp. sativus, 2211 nucleotides long. Its product is annotated as protein NRT1/ PTR FAMILY 4.6. NCBI's taxonomy places the organism in Eukaryota, Viridiplantae, Streptophyta, Magnoliopsida, Apiales, Apiaceae. Gene Ontology annotation, molecular function: transmembrane transporter activity. The record is from RefSeq and is a predicted model, not a curated record. Gene Ontology annotation, biological process: transmembrane transport. The coding region runs from base 1 to 1620 and encodes 539 amino acids. The transcript is spliced from 5 exons. Gene Ontology annotation, cellular component: membrane.
AUGGGAGUGACGAAUGGGCUCGAGAGCAUACCAUUUAUAGGCAAUGCAGUGAGCUUAUUUGUUUACUUUUAUGGAUCGAUGAACUUCAGUCUGACAAAAUCAGCCACAAUGCUUACUAAUUACAUGGGCUCUACGUUUUUGCUAUCGCUGUUUGGAGGUUUCGUUUGUGAUACUUUCUUGUCCAGAUUUAAAAGUUGUGUCCUGUUCGGAUCUCUAGAAGUCUUGGGAUAUGCAGUUCUAGCAACACAGGCAUUUAGCAAACACUUGAGGCCUUUGCCCUGCAAGGAUGUUUCUCCGCUUCUGAUGAAUCAAUGUGAGAAAGCAGACAGUGGCCAAGUCGCGAUGCUAUACUUAGGUCUGUAUUUAGUCGCCUUAGGAGCAGGCGGGAUGAAAGCAGCAGUCCCCUCAAUGGGAGCUGAUCAAUACGAUGAGAAAGAUCCCGAAGAAGCAGAAAAGAUCCCUACUUACUUUAACUGGCUGUUCUUUUCCUUUGUUAGCGGAGCUAUUUUAGGUUGCACUUUCUUAGUAUGGCUUAACACAGAUCAAGGUUGGAAAUGGGGUUUCGGAGUGUCUACUGUGUCAGUACUAGCUGCAGUUUUGUUCUUAUGCAGUGGAGUUUCUUUUUAUAGGCAUAAUGACCCCAAAGGAAGCCCCCUCACUCGGAUAGCUCAGGUAUUUGUGGCUGCAUUUAGAAACCGUAACCUUCCCCAUCCAGAAACCGCAGAGGGAUUUCAUGAGAUAAGUGGUGAUAAAGAUGAAACAGAAACUGAGAUUCUCCAGAGAACAGACCAAUUCAUGUUCCUGGACCGAGCAGCAAUGAUUAGGACUACAAAUUCAUCGAAUGCAGGACCAUCCUUAGUGUGCACGGUGACACAAGUUGAGGAAACAAAAAUCAUUUUACGAAUGCUCCCAAUUGUAGUUAGCACAAUUUUCUUGAAUACAUGUUUGGCUCAACACCAAACUUUUGCUCUCCAACAAGCUAAUACCAUGGACAGGAAAGUCCUCGGUAUUCAAGUCCCUGCCUCUUCCAUUCCAGUCAUUCCGCUAUUCUUUAUGUUUCUAAUAAUGCCACUAUAUGACCGCAUUUGUGUUCCAGCACUCAAAAAAUUAACAGGAAUUCCCACUGGAAUCCGACAUCUGCAACGUAUUGGAGUAGGACUCGUUCUCUCAACUAUUGCAAUGGUAGUAGCUGGAUAUGUAGAGACAAGGCGCAAGCAUGUCGCUGUCAAGCAUAAUAUGGUGGACUCUCCAGGUCCGCUGCCAAUGAGCGUUUUAUGGUUAGGAAUCCAAUACGGUAUAUUUGGAAUGGCUGAUAUGUUCACAAUGGUUGGACUGCUAAACUUCUUCUACUCGGAGAGCUCAGCUGGAAUGAAGUCAUUAGGCACGUCCUUAACAUGGUCUUCGACGUCCAUUGGAUACUUCUUGAGCACGGUGAUCGUGAAUGUGGUGGAUGAUGUUAGUGGCGGGUGGCUUAGUAGCAACAACCUGAACCGGGAUAAACUGAAUCAUUUCUAUUACUUAUUAGCCGCAUUGAAUGUCUUGAAUUUCGGGUUCUACCUUCUCUGUUCGUCUUGGUAUCGCUACAAAGACGAGGGAGUAAAGGAGAAUGAGAGCGCAUAAAUCUUUCUAAGGCCACAUUCAAAUACAAAUAAUUUUCAUGUUUUUGUGUUCGUAGUCACCAUGAUCAUAUCAUGUGUUUUAUUAGCGCAUUGAGUGUUUUCAUCCAACCACCCACUACUUUCAUCCACUUUUACAAAUCUAUCAAUUAUAUAUUGAUGGGUCCCACCAUUUUACUCACUUUUCUUUCUGUUUCGUCUUACUUUAUAUUACUUUAUACACUUUUCUUAAUCUCCGUGUCCAAUCCAAACGUAUACAUAUCAAAGGGACGGAGGGAGUAGUAUUUGAUUACAGGCCUCUGCUCUUUUCACCAGAAGAGCUCGAUAAACCAUUCAAGUCAUUAUCAAUAGAAGAGUAGACUGCAUUUCAUUAACGACGUGACCUUUUAACUGAUCAGCUCAAGAUGAUCCUGUCAACUUGUAAAGUCAAUAUGGGUGUGCUAGCUUUUCCAUGUAUACAAGUGCAAAGGCCAAAGAGAGCUUUCAGUAACAGUAAGACUCCCCCCUUCACCUCUAUUCCAUUUUGGUGGACGACACAGAAUUUUCAAAAGUAAUUAUUUAGAGCUAUCUCCAAUAGGGGUUGCCAAAUCUUAUG